GUGACCGUGACCGAGCGCGGCGCGCGGACGCGGCGGCCCGGUGGACUGGCGGCGGCCCGGGGGAAGGCCGGCGGCCGCGCGAUGGGGGCCGAGGCGUCGGGGAGCGGGCCGGCGCUGCAGGAGCUCGUGCGCGAGGCCGAGAUCAGCCUGCUCGAGUGCAAGGUGUGCUUUGAGAGGUUCGGCCACCGCCAGCAGCGGCGCCCGCGCAACCUGCCCUGCGGCCACGUGGUGUGCCUGGCCUGCGUGGCCGCCCUGGCGCACCCGCGGACGCUGGCCCUCGAGUGCCCCUUCUGCCGCCGGGCCUGCCGGGGCUGCGACACCAGCGACUGCCUGCCGGUGCUUCACCUCCUGGAGCUCCUGGGCUCGACGCUCCGCCCAGGCCCCGCCGCCCCCCGCGCCGCGCCCUGCGCCCCCGGGGCCCUCACCUGCCACCGCGCUUUCGGAGGCUGGGGGACCCUGGUCAACCCCACGGGCCUGGCGCUGUGUCCCAAGACGGGGCGGGUCGUGGUGGUGCACGACGGCAGGAGGCGGGUCAAGAUCUUUGACUCCGGGGGCGGGUGUGCUCACCAGUUUGGAGAGAAGGGGGAGGCUGCCCAGGACGUUAGGUACCCGCUCGAUGUCACCGUCACCAACGACUGCCAUGUGGUUGUCACCGACGCCGGCGACCGUUCUAUCAAAGUGUUUGAUUUCUUUGGCCAGAUCAAGCUCGUCAUUGCAGGCCAGUUCUCCUUACCUUGGGGCGUGGAGACCACCCCGCAGAACGGGGUCGUGGUGACUGAUGCGGAGGCAGGCUCGCUGCACCUGCUGGAAGUCGACUUCCCCGAAGGGGUCCUCCAGAGGACAGAGAGGUUGCAAGGUCAUCUGUGCAGUCCCCGCGGGGUGGCCGUGUCUUGGCUCACCGGGGCCAUUGCUGUCCUAGAGCACCCUCUGGGUCUGGGGAGCGCGGUCGGCAGCACCACGGUGAAGGUGUUCAGCCCGACUAUGCAGCUGAUCAGCCAGGUGGAUAGCUUUGGGCUGAGCCUCUUUUUCCCCUCCAGAAUAACUGCCUCCGCCGUGACCUUUGAUCACCAGGGGAAUGUGAUUGUUGCUGAUACUACUGGUCAGGCUGUCCUAUGCUUAGGAAAACCUGAGGAAUUUCCAGUCCUGAAGCCCAUCAUCACCCACGGUCUUUCCCAUCCGGUGGCACUGACCUUCACCAAGGAGAAUGCUCUUCUCGUGCUGGACAGUGCAGCCCAUUCUAUAAAAGUCUACAAGGCGGACUGGGGGUAAAGGGGUGCGGUGGGGGCUCUGGGGUCUGCAGGCACAAGCCCUGAAAUGCCACUAAUGAAUUGUUUAAUCUUGGAUCGGUUAAUCUCAUUUCUCCAACAGGGAUCAUUCUAGCUGCCUGGCAAGCUUACAAAGGUAGAGGUAAUUAUUAAAGAAUAAUAAUAAAGAAAUAAAUCUACCGUUUAUUGAGUAUGUGCUUCCUGUGCUGGGAAAUUUGCAAAUACUCGCUUCGUGUAUUCUUACAGCUGUACGCAGGGAGGUAAUGUCUGUUAUUAAUCCCAUUUUAGAGAUGAGGAAAACAGAGACCCAGAGAGUUCAAAUGACGUCCCCAAGGUCACAUUUAUUUACUGUGACAGUCA
This is a messenger RNA of Mustela erminea (ermine), 1625 nucleotides long. RefSeq names its product NHL repeat containing E3 ubiquitin protein ligase 1 (gene NHLRC1). The transcript has a single exon. Gene Ontology annotation, biological process: negative regulation of translation; protein polyubiquitination; proteasome-mediated ubiquitin-dependent protein catabolic process. Gene Ontology annotation, molecular function: ubiquitin protein ligase activity; protein binding; translation repressor activity. The record is from RefSeq and is a predicted model, not a curated record. Lineage: Eukaryota; Metazoa; Chordata; Mammalia; Carnivora; Mustelidae. Bases 82 to 1269 code for a protein of 395 amino acids.